AUGUCACAGUCUGCUGCUGCCUACGCCGCCCUCAUUCUCGCUGACGCCGAGGUCGAGAUCACCGCCGACAAGCUCAACACCAUCCUCUCUGAGGCCGGUGUUGAGGGUCUUGAGCCCAUCUGGGUUGACCUGUUCGCCAAGGCCGUCGCCAAGAAGGACCUGAACGAGCUGCUCACCGCUUUCAACGUCGGUUCCGCCCCUGCCGGUGCCGUUGCUGCUGCCGGUGGUGCCGCCACUGCUUCCGGUGACGCCGCCGCUGAGGAGGAGAAGGUUGAGGAGAAGGAGGAGUCCGAUGAUGACAUGGGCUUCGGUCUCUUCGACUAA
Yarrowia lipolytica CLIB122 is the source of this 324-nucleotide messenger RNA. Its product is annotated as ribosomal protein P1. Gene Ontology annotation, cellular component: cytosolic large ribosomal subunit; ribosome. Lineage: Eukaryota; Fungi; Ascomycota; Dipodascomycetes; Dipodascales. Gene Ontology annotation, molecular function: protein kinase activator activity; ribonucleoprotein complex binding; structural constituent of ribosome. The record is from RefSeq and is a predicted model, not a curated record. Gene Ontology annotation, biological process: cytoplasmic translation; translational elongation.